Molecule: messenger RNA, 861 nt
Organism: Saccoglossus kowalevskii
Lineage: Eukaryota; Metazoa; Hemichordata; Enteropneusta; Harrimaniidae
Product: structural maintenance of chromosomes protein 6-like
Biological process (GO): double-strand break repair via homologous recombination
Cellular component (GO): nucleus; site of double-strand break; Smc5-Smc6 complex
Molecular function (GO): single-stranded DNA binding; ATP hydrolysis activity; damaged DNA binding
Source: RefSeq, a predicted model, not a curated record
AUGAGGCAAACAUUUCGUCGAGUAGAAUCAGUCUUGCUUAUAGCAGAUAACCAAGAUGCUCGUACUUGCAUGAGAACAUGCCCACCACAGAAUUGUCGUGAAGCAUUUACACUAGUUGGUGAUCAAGUACACGCCGGUGCAGAACAAAGAUACUACUCAAGUAACUAUGAUAAAGCAAGAUACAUUUCUGCUGAUGUUGAACAACAAAUUACUGAAACGCAGAGGGAGCUGAGUGUGAAUCAAGCAGAGUAUGAACGACUACGAAGACAAUCUAAUGAAUUUACUAACAGUUUAAAGUCUAAUACUGUACAGAAAAAUAAAGCUCAGACUCAAAGAAUGAAAACUCAAGAACUGAUCUGUAAAGUACAGUUUGAUAUUAAUGAAUUAAGAAACUAUGAGGAAGCAGCUCCAGUUGAUGUGACAACAUUAGAAGAGGAGGUUGGUGUCUAUGAAGACCAGAUGGACAAACUCACACAGCAGAAACAAACAGCUGAGAAAGACAUGGAAAAACUUAAAAACAAUUACAAAGAGGCUAUUGACAAUUUUGAAAAAGUAGACAAAAAGUUCAAGGAAUUGGCUGAGAAGGUGGAGCCACUUAAGGAUGACCUUAAUAGGGCUCAUGUUGAUGUAGAAACUGCCAAACAACACAAACAACAUUAUGAAGGAAAGAGGAGAGAUCACAAUGCCAAAAUUGUUGAUCUGAAAAAGCAGUAUGCAAGAGAAGAGAAAAAGACAGAGGAAGCUACAAAAAAGGCACGUGAAAUAUGUCCUGAACGAAUAGAUACUAGACGUACAGCAUCUAACAUUGAUAGUGAAAUUACCCAAGUAGAGAGAAGAAUUCUUGCAGAACAAAAGAAGUGA